AUGCGUGGAUUAGAGGACUACUCGACCUCAUUCAAGCUGGGCAUGGGCCUUUCCAUCUUGGGCCUUGCUCUUCAAUGGUCGGCAGCUAUCUCUACACCGCAGCACAUUUUCAUGGCUAUUGACGUUGUAUUCAUUGCCCUUGCUCUUGCUCUCAUUAUUGUGCAAGUUGAGGGUCGCCGAGACAUUCCCAAUAAGCUCGUCAUCGCCAUCUGCAUUGCUAUCGCUAUCCCGGCCCUUCUCAACAUCAUCCAAGUGAUUCGCCUUCAUCUCAAGUACAGUCACACAGGCAUACCCACGUGGACCCCCGUAGUGGGCCCGUCUGGUUCCGUUCUACUCGUAAUCGGGUCCAUCUUCCUCAUAGUGGCACCAGAAGCCAAAGUAUUCAACACCAAGACUGACCUAGACGGAGAUGAAGUCAGGGUUGGGUUGACUGCUAAUGAUGUGUGA
Perkinsus marinus ATCC 50983 is the source of this 447-nucleotide messenger RNA. RefSeq lists its product as hypothetical. NCBI's taxonomy places the organism in Eukaryota, Perkinsozoa, Perkinsida, Perkinsidae. The transcript has a single exon. The record is from RefSeq and is a predicted model, not a curated record. The coding region runs from base 1 to 447 and encodes 148 amino acids.